This is a messenger RNA of Plasmodium malariae, 2706 nucleotides long. Its product is annotated as endonuclease/exonuclease/phosphatase family protein, putative. The transcript has a single exon. Gene Ontology annotation, biological process: nuclear-transcribed mRNA catabolic process, deadenylation-dependent decay. Bases 1 to 2706 code for a protein of 901 amino acids. Gene Ontology annotation, cellular component: mitochondrion. Lineage: Eukaryota; Apicomplexa; Aconoidasida; Haemosporida; Plasmodiidae. Gene Ontology annotation, molecular function: 3'-5'-RNA exonuclease activity. The record is from RefSeq and is a predicted model, not a curated record.
AUGCUUUGUUUAACAUGCACUCAGCAUAAUAUUGUAAAAUAUAUGUUAAGUGCAAGGUUAAAUACAAUACACCAAAGACAAAAAAAAAUAAAUAAUUAUAAUAUAAUAAAAAGAGAUAUACCCAGUACAGGAAAAAAACUCGUUCAUGUAGUACCCAGAAAAAACUAUGGCUUUAUUAAUAAAUCGAGAUUAUUAACACCCAUAAUAAAACUUAAAUUAAAUAACAAACGUAGCAAUUUUAAUUAUUCAAAUAAAACACCUGAAUUAAAGUUAAACCAAAUUUACAGUAGUUGUCUCUUCAUCUUACCACUAAGUGAGGAAACAGGAAAAAAAAAAAAGAAAUCCUCUUAUACUCCAAGCAGUAUUAAUAAUAAUAAUUUUCUGCCUAAGAUGAGUCAUAAUAUCUGCCAACCGAAACCUAAUGAUUCAUAUAUAACAGAAAAGAAAAGUGAAAAGAGUCAGGAUGAAGGGAUGAUAGAAGCCUCCUUUAUGAAUAAUGGUGAAGACAAUAUAAUAAAAAGUAUUUCAAACAAUUUGAAAGAAGUGCAUGACAACUAUAAUACCAACAGUUCUGUAGUUAUAGAAGGUAAUUAUGAAAAUUUCGGAGGUGAAUUUAUAAAAAAAAAGGUAGGAACACAUUUAAUAGAUGCUUUAAACAGAUGUAAAGAUUAUUAUGUGCAAAUGAAUAGCACAACAAGCAAGCAAUUUUUUACAAGUGAUGAUAUAGAGUAUUGUAAAGAGGAAACCAGCACAAACAGGAAAAAACGAAUGUAUAGUCAUAAUGAAAGUAAUAAUAAUAAUAAUAAUAAUAGUAACAGUAACAGUAACAAUAAUAACAAUGUUAGUGGUAGCGCUAGUGGAUGUGGCGAUGAGAAUGUCAGUUAUAGCGACAACGGUAAGGGCUGCAAAAUAUUUAGCAUAGAAGAACUAGAAAACAUGAGAAGAAACUCGAAUUACCUAAAAAUAAAUGAAACGGAAAAUGAAGAUUAUAGCAUUGAAUUAUAUUUCGACUUUAAGGAAUUAAAACUUUUAAGAAAAAAAAGUGAGACGUUGAAGUCGUUAAUAAAUAGAUUAAUAUUAAAUCUUAGAAAGCUGGAAAAAAAUGAUAAAAGAAAAAAAAAAAAAAAAAAAAUGAACGAAGAAAAAAAUGAACAUGAGGUACCUAGUAAAGAGGAAGUGAAAAAUGAGAAUGUCAUAAAUUGUAUUCAAUUUUUUGAUAAUGAAAAUAAUUUAAUUGAUGAAAAUACUAUUUUGAAAGACAUUAUAGACAAAUUAAAAUAUGUUUGUAUAAAUGAUCUAAAAAUAAGUAUUUUUAAAGGUUUAUACGACUUAAAACAAAUAUAUAUAUCCAUGGAUGUGUUUAACGGUCACCCCAUAAUACCUGCUAACGUACCAGUUAACGAUAUUGAUAAUUACGUUUACUACUGGGUUUGUUCAAGUGAUAAAAAUAUCAUAAAAUCAUGUGAACUGUUCUACAAAGCAAGCAAGGAAGAUAUAUCUAAAAAGAUUCAACUUGUCAUAUAUAAUAAAGAAAAUCCUUUUUUUUUUUAUAUUACUGAAGAGAUAGAAGUAAAUCCCAAUGCAUUUGAAGAAGAACUGAAAUUGAAGGAGAAGAGAUAUAUGGAUUUUAAGAAGCUUAAUAUGGAUAAUGACAAUGAUAAUGUAAUUCGUAUUUUGUCGUAUAAUAUCCUUGCACCUAUAUAUACGAACACAAAAUAUGCAUUAGAAUACAUGUUUAAAAAUGUAGAGGAAUGUUAUUUAAAAACAAAUUAUAGAUCUCAUUUAUUAAUACAUGAUAUAAAUUACGAUUAUGAUAUUAUAAGUUUGCAAGAAGUAAGCGAACAUUUACAUUCGAACUUGUUUUCUAUUUAUUUACAUGAGAAGUUUUAUUCAUCCUACAAGGGAAAAAACAAUUAUGGAAAUGAUGGUUGUUCCUUAUUUGUUAAUAAAAAAAAAUUUUCUCUUAUUGAAUAUAAAAAUUAUGAAUUUAAAGAAGUUAUAAAAAUACCAGACUUAAAAGAUGUAUAUGAUAGAUUUAUAAGCUUAUCACAAGACCUUGUAGAAAUUAUUAGAGAGAUUAAAACUAUUUUUCAAGUAGGAAUUUAUGUACAUAAUAACACUGGAAGCAUAUUUCUUAUUGCGAACACUCAUUUGUAUUUUCAUAGUUUAGCUCAACAUAUUAGAGCCAUACAAUCCUAUUGCAUAUUGUACAUUCUAGAAGUGUUAAAAAAUAAAUAUAAACAAGAAUAUUCAAAAAAUGUGUAUGUAGUAUUAAAUGGAGAUUUCAAUACAAAUUUCGAAUCAGAAGUCUUUUCCUUUUUAGAAGGAAAAGAUAUCUCUUCCAAUUCGGAUGUAUGGAUGAAUUCGAAAUUAUUUAAAAAAGAAUAUGAUGAUUUGAAUACUUAUCCGACUUUAUUUGAAUUAAAGAAAGAUGAAGAAAAUUCCACAGAACAAGUUAUUGGUCCUUCUUUGAAUAGACAAAAAUUCUUACCUCUAUAUUCUGCCUACAAAAAAGGAGAUAUAUCUUAUACUAACUGGAAUAAUAAUUUUAUUGAUGUCCUAGAUUACAUAUUUUUAUCACCAGGAAUUAAGGUUAGAAGGAUAUUAAAAGGACUUGACCAGAAAUACUUUGAUAAAUAUAAAGGGUUACUGUCCCCCAUAAAUCCGAGUGACCAUCUCUCAAUAGCUGCUGAAGUCGAAAUUUAA